This is a messenger RNA of Hippopotamus amphibius kiboko, 2879 nucleotides long. It is a transcript of the gene RUFY4, whose product is annotated as RUN and FYVE domain containing 4. The transcript has 14 exons. The record is from RefSeq and is a predicted model, not a curated record. Lineage: Eukaryota; Metazoa; Chordata; Mammalia; Artiodactyla; Hippopotamidae. Gene Ontology annotation, biological process: positive regulation of macroautophagy. The coding region runs from base 785 to 2419 and encodes 544 amino acids.
GCUCCCGGCACUUGGGCGGCGCGGGGGCCGGGGGGCUCCCCGGGGGCUGGGGGCCGCAGGGAGGCCCGGGCUCCAGCGCCUCGCAGCACACCAAGCUCACGGUGCAGCCCAUCCGGCCGGGCGCCCGCCCGCCCCUGGCCCUGGCCAGCGCUCGGCCCAGGGCGCCGGCGACGUCGGGAGGGGGACGGCGACGCCCCCAGCCCGUCCCCGCCCGCAGCCUCCUUGGCCCGCAGCUCCAGGAAGCGGGGGAGAGCGGGGCCCGGCGAGGGGCGGUGACACGGGCGCCCGGACGCAGCCAGGGUGAGUCCCAGAACCCAGGGGAUGGCACUGGUGAUCAGCACUCACACGGACCCCCCAGAAGAAAUGGGGAGACACGAGGUGGGACCUUUGUCCUCCCCUCCACACCUGCACCACACUCCAACCAAGUGACAGUAGAGGCCGGGCAGCAUCAUAGCCUCUUUGUGCCACCUGGUGGCGAUAAGGAAGAAAGACAAGAGCAAGGGACCGUGAUGAGAAAGUGAAAGAACUUACAGAGCAGCAAUUGCUACUACCUCACGGGGUGCCGGGCUGGGCGUGAGUCACUUCCCAGACAGCAAACUCUGGGGAACGCUGUGCAGAGCGCUCAAUCACAAAUGACAGGCUCAGGCUGCAGUGCUCCACUUUCCGUGCGCUUCCCAGGCUCUGAUUCUUCCUUUGUAUAAGGAGAGAGCUGGGCAGCUAAAGCCAGAGGCUCCUUCUUCGGAUAUUCUAGAGCCACAAGGAAUCGCGUCAUUUUCAAAUACUCAUGGCAGAAGAAGGCGCUGUCCUCAAAAUGACCAGGAACCUGAAGGCGGCCGUCUACGCCAUCCUCCAGGGCUACGGGGGUGGGCGGCAGCCGGUGACAGACGCCAGUGCUGAGCUGCACAGACUCUGCGGCUGCCUGGAGCUUUUGCUGCAGUUUGACCAGAAAGAGCAGAAGAGCUUCCUGAGACCUCGGAAGGAUUACUGGGACUUCCUCUGCAUGGCACUGUGGCGGCAGCGGGGGGACACGGAGCCAGUCCGCUUUGUCCACUCACAGGACAAGUUGAAGACCCCGCUGGGAAAAGGCCGGGCCUUCAUCCGCUUCUGCCUCACCCACGGACAGCUGGCCGAGUCCCUGCAGCUCUGCCUCCUGAACCCAGAGCUUACCAGGGAGUGGUAUGGCCCCCAGAGCCCUCUGGUGUGCGCUGAACUCCAGGAAGACAUCCUGGACUCCCUCUAUGCUCUCAACGGGGUGACCUUCGACUUGGACCUGCAGCGGCCUGACUUGGAUGAGGCCUGGCCCAUGUUCUCAGAAUCCUGCUGCUCCAAUUCCAGCCGGACCCAGGGAAGAAGACCCAGAAAGAUCAAAGAUUCCCCAAAGGAGAUCUCACCCACAUAUGGAGACCCCACAGGAGUCCACCCGGAAGAACCAUGUACCAGCCAAGCUGUCUGUCUGCAAGAUGCACCCAGGGAAGACAGGUUGGCUGGACUCCCCAGGUCCCAGCAAUGCAUACAUCAUCCCCCCAUUCUGGAAAAGAAGAAGGAAGAUCCCAGGAGCUUUGGGCCGCCCCAGAGCAUGUGGGAACUAGAGGGGGAGGAGCUUCAGCGAGACAAGGAAGAAAGAGCUCCAAGGACAGGGAUCUGCCUGGAGAACUCAACACCCAGCAUCCAGGGACAGGGGGAGGGGGCCAAAGGGACUCUGAAGGAUGUAAUAGGGACAAAGGCUGAGGGCAGGGGGGUUUUGCUGGAUGUGGACGGCCAGAGAACAGCAGAGGGGACUAACGAAGGGGAAGCAGAGCGGAGUCACAGCCAUAGGUUGCUGGCCUCCAGCCCCAAAGGGACGAUAAGGGAUGUAGCAUCAGGAAGCAGGCAGGAUGGGCAGGGGCCCAGCAUCCCGGGCGAGCUCCGGGUCCUUCAGGGCCUGGGAACAAAGGAAGGCUCCACCACAGAGAAGCCCCAGGAACAAACAGGAGUGACCAGUGUGACCAAGAGGGAGGAAGAAGCAGAGAUGGCCUUGCAGGAUGUGGUCAAGAGCCUCAGACAUGGGCUCCAGAAAACCAAGGAGCAGGCCCAGCACCAGGAGCAGCUGCUGAAGGAACAGGAAGGGGAGCUGAAGGCACUGCAGGAGCAGCUCAUCAGGCUGAAAGAAGCCCAGGGACCCAGGAGCCAACCCAAAAAGGCCUCUGGGACUCCUCCCACCAGAUGCUCCGCUGAGUCCCGUGUUUUGGUCAGCAAGGAAUCCCACGAUUCAAGCCCUAAGUGUCAGGCUGAGAGGGCCCGGCUGCAGGCGGAGCUGGAGCAAAAGCAACAGGAGGCUGAAAGGAGGGAUGCCAUGUACGAGGAGGAGCUUGGCGGGCAGCAGGACCUGGUCCGAGCCAUGAAGAGGCGGGUGCUGGAGCUGAUUCAGAUUGGAAGAUGAAGAUGACGCAGUCUCUCAGAAAGUAGAAUAAAAGCACAGAUAAAUGAAAACAUGAGAGAAAUAGAGACAUAGAGAAUCAAUCCAGGGGUUCUAGAAUCUUCUCCAACAUACAGGAGUUCCAAAAAAGGAGAGAAUAAAAAGGAGCUGAGGGCUUCCCCUGGUGGCACAGUGGUUAAGAAUCCGCCUGCCAAUGCAGGGGACACGGGUUUGAUCCCUGGGCCAGGAAGAACCCACAUGCCACCAAGCAACAAAGCCCAUGUGCCACAACUACUGAGCCUGUGCUCUAGAGCCCACGAGUCACAACUACUGAAGCCCUCGUGCCACAACUACUGAAGCCCGCGUGCCUAGAACCCAUGCUCUGCAAUAAGAGAAGCCACUGCACUGAGAAACCCACAUACCGCAACUGAAGAGUAGCCCCUGCUCUCCACAACUAGAGAAAGCCUGUGUGCAGCAAUGAAGA